ACUGACAUGGACUCGGACCACACUCUACCUACCUAUACUCCUUCAACGCCAUCUCCGUCUUACUCGACUAUUCUGCUCCCAGGCGAGCGGACCGUUGAGCAAACACAGAGACAGGCUUUAUCCUCUUAUACAGGUUCUUUUCGAAGAAUAACGGAUGACAUUACACUGGUUCUGAAGGAUCAGCGUCCAGGUAGCAUCGUUCCUGCGUACGGUCGAAACGCCCUGGUACGAGGUCAUAUCUCUCUCCACAACGUGGACACUCUUAGCGCCGUGCACUUGAAGCUCGAAGGCGCGCUCACAAUAGAGAUGUCUUUCUACUCAAGUAAAACAACGCUUAUCGCCAGCUCGUUCACCAUGUGGCAGUCCGACGGCAGCUCUUCUGCGCGUCCUCCGCUCAACAUACCUUUUGUUUUGGUAUUUCCGACAACUUACCAGGACGGAGGCCAGGAAUAUCCUCUCCCUCCAACUUUCGACAGUGAAGGUAGUCCCGCAUCAUGUUCAUAUACUCUCACUGUCGCUCUCUCAAAACCUCGACAACUUCUCCCAUUCUUGACUCAAAGUGAAACAUUAUCUAUUCCUCUACAUUAUUACCCACGCUCUCGUCCCCAUGCACCUAUAUUACCCAGUGGAUUGUCUUUCAUGUCCACCGUAAAAUCGUCGCCAGAAGAGUGGCACCAAGUUAUGUCCACAAUGAACUCGGUACCAAGUUCUGGUAUUGUACCGAUACAGUGUUCGCUCUUCAUCCCAUCCGUGCAAGUCUUCGCACUGACCGAUGUCAUACCAUUCCACCUACAACUCCGCGGGCCGAAGUCCUCAUUAUCUGCAUUUAUUUACCAUGUAUCUUCUCCAACGGGGUCCAACUCGAGCUUAGGAAUCAUCGGUACUGCUAUUCGAGUUUACAUUUCUCGCCAGGUAAUAGUAAAAGUUGGCGAAGAAAAAAUCCAUCGCAAACGAGUCCUCGGUGAAGGAACAUUGCGGGCCUUGUCAUCUUCUAGUGACAUCAAGCCUAUCUUCCGUCAUUCUUCUUCGACGGACGGCUUGGAUACGCUAGAUUGGGAAGGUGAAUUGCAAUGUAACAAGGAAAUUACUACGCCUGGGUUUAGUAUUCCCCAGCUUGCUGUAAAGGAUUCUAUUGUAUUGUCGAUCACACCUCCUCAACCUCUCACAUCACCUCUCCUCCGAUUACACCACGAACAUGUCAUUCGCCUUGCUACAGACCCUUGGUCUGACCAGGGCUGAAAAUCCAUGUUACGCAGAUACCAGUGAUGAUUAUAGACUGCCAGCAGUCAUUUCUCUUGUUUUGCAUUCUCGUGGCAAAUCCAGUUUUUCCCUGUCCUGAAGUUUGUAGCCUGACAAUCAUGCCCAGAUAUUGUAUCUCAUCUCAGAAGAUUACUGUUUCUGGUCCACUUCCCAUAACAUUGUAUCAAGCCAAGUGCGGAAGGGGUAGGAGUGGAAGGAAAUGAAGGAAACGAGCCAGGGGAACGGGGAUGGGAGCGCAAUGUGGGAGGUAUUAUUCGGUGAUGGGCUUUUGAGAUGGGAGGUAUGUAAGGGGUGUUUAUAGCGAUUAAAAAUGUACUCUCUCUGGCUAGGUUGCUAGCCCCAGCGUCCCACCAAGAAAUGAGAAGAGUUGGCGCUGUUCGCCGUUGAAGCCCAG
Serpula lacrymans var. lacrymans S7.9 is the source of this 1654-nucleotide messenger RNA. RefSeq lists its product as uncharacterized. The record is from RefSeq and is a predicted model, not a curated record. The transcript has 6 exons. NCBI's taxonomy places the organism in Eukaryota, Fungi, Basidiomycota, Agaricomycetes, Boletales, Serpulaceae. Bases 7 to 1239 code for a protein of 410 amino acids.